Guyanagaster necrorhizus is the source of this 897-nucleotide messenger RNA. RefSeq lists its product as uncharacterized. Bases 233 to 739 code for a protein of 168 amino acids. The record is from RefSeq and is a predicted model, not a curated record. Gene Ontology annotation, molecular function: protein-N-terminal-alanine acetyltransferase activity; protein N-terminal-serine acetyltransferase activity. The transcript has a single exon. NCBI's taxonomy places the organism in Eukaryota, Fungi, Basidiomycota, Agaricomycetes, Agaricales, Physalacriaceae.
AAUUUCUGCUUCCCCAUUCCGCCGACGUUGGAGAGUGAGCGCGUCAAGUUGGUGCCUUUUGAUGUAGGUUUUCAAAGAAUUGAAAAACAUAAUUAUUGAUCUCGUUGCCAAGCUCGCUGUUCAUACGAGGCUACUAGUCAGAGUCUGCUCUGAUGUCGGCCUCUACGAUUUCGUUCCCUUUGGUCCGUUCAAGGAUGAAGAAGAGUUCAUCGCUUCUUUCUGGAACAAGAGGAUGAAAAACGACAUUGGAAUGACUUUGUUCGCGGUGUACGAUACGACCAAGUCGGGGGAGUCGGCGUAUGCAGGAGUCAUCGGUUAUCUAAACUCGUCAGCCGAAGAUCUAGUCGCAGAAAUAGGUUUCGUGAUUAUCGCUCCGACGUUUCAUAAAACGCAUGUAACGUCCAACGCCGUCGGACUGCUCAUGAAAUAUGCACUGGAUGUGCCGGGUGAAGGUGGCCUUGGUCUGCGUCGAGUGGUAUGGCAAGCCAAUGCAGCCAAUACUGCCAGCGUCAGGACGGCAAAAAGGAUGGGGUUCCAGCAAGAAGGGAUUUUAAGGUGGCAUAGAGCGUGGCGUACAUCCAAGGCUCGCGGUGGGAACGGCAUUUCCGUGAGAAAAGGGGAUCCUAAGGAGGACGGAUUUCCGCUGGGACGAGAUACUGCGAUUCUGAGUAUAUGUUGGGAUGACUGGGAAGGCGGAGUGCGAGCACAUGUUGAGGCGACAAUGGCGCGAACGAAAUGAACAGUUAUUCCUGUUCAAGAAAAUGUUCUCUGGCAACUUGAAGUGGUGGAUGAUAAUCACAUACAAGAACGUCUUGUUCGGACCACCUGGAGACUCAUGAGAUAAGAAUACGAGGACAUAGAUUACUUUGUAUUCAGCGCCGCCGCAAUGUUAUUUGU